Penicillium mononematosum is the source of this 579-nucleotide messenger RNA. RefSeq names its product coatomer subunit zeta. The transcript has 3 exons. Gene Ontology annotation, biological process: intra-Golgi vesicle-mediated transport; retrograde vesicle-mediated transport, Golgi to endoplasmic reticulum; intracellular protein transport. The record is from RefSeq and is a predicted model, not a curated record. Bases 1 to 579 code for a protein of 192 amino acids. Lineage: Eukaryota; Fungi; Ascomycota; Eurotiomycetes; Eurotiales; Aspergillaceae. Gene Ontology annotation, cellular component: COPI vesicle coat.
AUGCCCGGCUCUCUGUCCCUCUUCUCCGUCAAUGCGGUCCUUGUCAUGUCCGCUGACGAUGGCUCCCGAAUCUACGCAAAGUACUUCUCGGCACCACACCCCCCGCCGGCGCUGCACCGAACUCAACUGACUACCCCGGAACAGCGUGCUUUCGAGAAGGGUCUCCUUGAGAAGACCAACAAGUCCUCAAGUGAUGUGAUCCUUUACGAUAACCGCAUCGUGGUCUUCAAGAUGGAGAGCGACGUCAUGAUUUAUGUUGUUGGAAGCGCCGACGAGAACGAGGUGCUGCUCUACAAUGUUGUAUUGUCACUACGAGAUGCUCUGGGAAUUUUAUUCAAGGGCGCAACCGACAAGCGUACUAUCGUCGAGAACUACGAUCUCGUCUCCUUGGCUAUUGACGAGACCAUCGACGACGGAAUCAUUCUCGAGACGGACCCGGUUAUGAUCGCUUCGCGUGUCAGCCGCGCACCGGCUGCAGAUGCACCCAACAUGAAGAAUAUCGACCUCACGGAACAGGGUCUAAUGAACGCCUGGGAGUUCGGCAAGCGGCGUCUUGCAGAGGGGUUGCGACAGAUGUAA